Molecule: messenger RNA, 2805 nt
Organism: Mizuhopecten yessoensis (Yesso scallop)
Lineage: Eukaryota; Metazoa; Mollusca; Bivalvia; Pectinida; Pectinidae
Product: DC-STAMP domain-containing protein 2-like
Exons: 4
Coding region: 129-2348 (739 amino acids)
Cellular component (GO): membrane
Source: RefSeq, a predicted model, not a curated record
UAUGAUACACAAUCGGAGUAAUAUGGGUUCAAGUAUUAUACAUUUUCUGUCGGCGAUGAGCGAAGAGUGUGCUGUUUUCAGUCCAGCGGGAACUCUGUAAGAUAUCGGUUCGUACAAGCAAAACCAUAAUGAAGAAAAGUAAAUCAGCGGUUGGUGAGAAGCCGCCAUCACGAUGGCAAAGAAUUAAAGAAAACCCGGAUAGUUUUCUGUACAAACUGUUCCUGAGCGGAACAAGAGAACAUCGUUGCCUGAAAGCAAUCUUUGGUAUAUUAUGGGGCGUGGCCACAGGGGGUCUAUUUUACGCACUGAUCACAUUUAGUUUUGGAUACGACUACGAUAUUUCCGGUUGGAUAACAAUAGGAAUAACGGUGAUGAUGAGCAUAGGUUUGGCAGUGUCAACCCACUUCCGGUGUGUGGUGAUGUUGAUGAUUCCUUCCCUCUGCACAGGACGUGGGAGGGUAGCCGUGUUGGCCACAAUAUUUGGUAUCCUGCUUUCUGGGCCAGUGAUGAACAUCUCGGACAACGCUAAUCAGGUGUCAAACAGUAUGGCGUGUACGUCGGAACUCAUCUACAACCAAAGUCAGCUUUUGCGCAAACAGUUGGAGGAACCAAUUAGGCAAAUAGCCAGAACAAUUGAAGAUUCAUUAGAUGACUUGCAAACAAUUGGUCAAAGUUUCCAAAAGGUCAUCGAUCCGGUGACAGAACAGGUGGAAGCAGUCGACAGAAAGAUUAAGGAAGCAGCGUCUGCCGUACGGGACGCAGCAAAAAAAUGUACACAAGGUGUUAACGAUGUCUACCGGAAGUGUGUCGAUGGAAUAAACAACGCAAAGCGAGAAUGUGAAAAACAAUUAGAAGUUUUAGACAAAAUCGGUGGCGGUGUUGUGGACACAGCAAAUACCGUUGGGAAUGGUGUCAAAAGCGCGAUAGAUACUAUUGGCGACGUGUUUGGAAAGCGACGAAGAAAAAGAGCAUGUUAUUGGUCGCUUCCAUGGCAACAUCGUUAUCAACCGUUGACGACAGAGUGCUCAGAACGAAGAAGGUAUAAACGCUUUGCUUCUGCAGUAUGCCGGGUGCUUGACAUAUCCGACGUGUGUGUCGAAGUCAAGCCAGGGAGUGGUCUCUGCUCCGUCUUGGAUUUAUUUCAGGACGUCACAGACGUUGCACUAAGAGAAACACGCGACCUUAUAUACACACUCACAGAUUUCUUCGAGUUUGGCGUAAAUUCGAACUCGGAUUUGUAUGGGAAAAUCAACUCAUCCCAGACUGCUGCACAAAUCAUGGCGAAUGUUCGCGCAGACAUACAAGAAAGGACGGAGCUGAUCCAUAAAAUCAUCAAAAUUAUAAAGUAUAUUUUAGCCUUUCCUCUCGUGUUUCUUUUCAUCCAAUCAGCCCUCUACGUCAAAAAGUAUCGUACAAAGGAUCACUUUGAUAACAAAUACAUAUCGAGGCGAUUCAAACGGUACGAUGACAAACGUACGCACCAAGGCAAGAAGUCGGUGUUACCGCUGAAAAAGAUAGAGAAACGAAAGUAUAUUGAUACUAGAUCAAAGCUCCUGUCCCCAGCAGAACUACAAAUGGUCAAGGUAGGGGCUGUCUCUGUCAGCUUGCAGUUCCUUAUAACGCUUGUUGCCAUCAUUGCUGAUUAUGUUCUGUUCUACGUUCUCACUGUUAUGCAGCAGUUCGGCAACAUCAACGUCAGUGUAACAGGAGAUAGCAAUGUCUCUCUUGGUGUCGUCGGUAGCGGCUUUAUUGCUAAAAUGAUAGGAAGUCUUCUUGCGGUUCUCGAAGUAGACACUGACUUUGCCGUUAAUUUUAAUUUAACACAGUGUUUGCCUGACCCGCAGAAACCAAACGUGCAAACCAUUCUGGUUCUUUCUGUUUUGUAUUUCGUUGCGUUCGUCUUUAUAUUUACACAGGCAUAUGGAUUGCGCAUACGUAGGAAAAUAGCCGCCUAUUUCUACCCAACUCAGGAACAAGAACGUAUAAAAUAUUUGCAUGAAAAAAUUCGUCUUAAACGGCAGUCAAAACUUCUUUGGUUUUCCAAGAAUCUUAAAUCUCGAAGAAAGGGGAACAGCAUCUUUUCUCACGUCCCAUUUCUGAUGUUUCUUUCGGACCACAUGCCCGGCAAUUGUAAUUGUAGGCCACAGAGAAAGACCGCUUGUCUCGGAUGUAAAGAGGAGUUCACUGGCGUGUCGGAGUUCCACGUCUGCCCUACUCCAGGAUGUGAUGGUGUAUACUGUAUGGAAUGCUUCAUGGAAAUGAACAAAAAGUGCAUCGUAUGUACAAACACAUCAAAAAGUUUGAAGCGUGGAGUGGUCAGUUUCUCGAAGGGUCAGCAAAAGUAUUGAAGCAACCUUACAUGAUCUGACCAGUAAUUUUCUGUUGCUUUUGCUUAUUUCGUCAAACAUACUAUGCUCGUAUGGGAUGGGAGAGGCUAUUACGGUCGGUGUGUGUUUAUUCUAUAUUUUGAAUAACGUGCUUCAUUCUAGUACUAUUAUACAUCAUAAGUCAAAGUAAAAAAUUGGAAAAAUGAUAAAAUGUUUUACAGUUUAACCUUUAUACUGCAAUCAAGAACUCAUAAUUCUGUAUGUUAUUACAACAUGUAUUUGAACAUCCUCGAUAUCCAGGAGUUACGCUCACUUUCGCUCUCUGCACCCCUGGUAUGUCAUAGAAAAAUCGAAGGCUCAGUGUGUGCCACCUUGCUGAUGAGACAAGAAUACUAGUUCGAACUUUUGAUGUACAUCAAAUGAAUCUUGUGGUCAUGUAACGGUAAAAUUGGACAGACUUUGAAGUCGGGCGUCUCCC